Branchiostoma floridae (Florida lancelet) is the source of this 4136-nucleotide messenger RNA. RefSeq names its product tetratricopeptide repeat protein 28-like. Bases 320 to 4030 code for a protein of 1236 amino acids. The record is from RefSeq and is a predicted model, not a curated record. Gene Ontology annotation, cellular component: kinesin complex. NCBI's taxonomy places the organism in Eukaryota, Metazoa, Chordata, Leptocardii, Amphioxiformes, Branchiostomatidae. The transcript is spliced from 3 exons. Gene Ontology annotation, molecular function: protein binding; [protein-PII] uridylyltransferase activity.
CAGCUAGUUGUAUCUUUAACCAUUAUACAGGUCGCCCAGUGCGUACAUAGAAAGCCAAACAACAGGACAUGUGGCACCGGAUUACAGGACUUGCGACAAGGACCUGACUGAAGGCGAUCAUGCACUGACAGAAGGGAACCUGGACUUGGCAGAACAGAAGUUUGCGUCCGCUCUGAAACUCAUUCACGAUUUUAACAUACCUGAUCGACCAAAAGAGGCAGAGUGCCUUUAUAGAAUAGGCAACGUAUACGUCAAGCGAGGUAAAAGGACAAAAGAAGGUAGGAACUUCACACAGGCAGCUGCCCUGUACAACGCAGCCAUGGCCAGAACAGACGAAAAUAGAGACAAAAUGAUGAGAUGCCUGCAGGAAACAGAGCAAUUGUUUCUCAUGCACAUAGCAAAUGUGGACAGCAAGCUGGUAUCAUCUGAUGGGGACCUACGUCAUAAAGAGCGAUUUGAGAGCAUGCGUACUCGCGUCAAGUCCCAGUUAGAAGCAAUUGAUCAGAAACACAAUCCGUACCAAUAUAACGAGGACGACCCAAAGAUGCGAACAGUCGAGGCCGAGCGAGCUGAAGCAGUUAAAGCUCUAUUCAAGAGCAUCGCCAAGGACAGACAAAUGUUUAUCCAGGACCUUGUCAGAGAAAGCGUAGAGGUUCUUGGCCCUCCUCCAUGUAAGUAUGCUUUCAUCGGAUUGGGCUCACAGGCAACAGAACUGGUUACACCCUACUCUGACCUGGAGUUCGCCAUUCUGAUUGAAGAUGGAAGAGACAACGAUGACACGCGGGAGUACUUCAUCAACCUCACACACUACCUACACCUGAAAGUCAUCAACCUGGGAGAGACCAUCCUUCCAGCCAUGGCUAUCCCGUCACUGAAUGAUUUCCAAUCAGAAGACCCAGAGAAAGACUGGUUCUUCGACUCCGUCACGCCUCGUGGAUUCGCCUUCGAUGGAUUUAUGCCAUGGGCCAGUAAGACUCCGUUUGGAAGAGACAAGACUAAAACGAAGCCCCCCGUAAGCCUUAUCCAGACACCAGUCAAUCUGGCAAAGUUUCAGCGGCAUAACAUUAGCAUGUCAGAAGGUUACCAUCUGUCAGACAUCCUCAGGCGGGUUUCUUUCCUAGCAGGAGAAGAAACCCUGAUAAGUGAGUACAUGGAGAAACUGGGCGAAAUCAUCACAGAUUCGCCUAUUUCUCGUUUAAUGUCCCGUUUGUCCGCUAUUGUUACCUUGUGGGACGACAAGGACCAUCUUUCAAACCUUGAACCCACUGGGCAACUGCUCAAUGUGAAGAAAGACAUCUAUCGUUUCCCAGGAAUAGCCAUAGAACUACUAGCCCUCUGCUGUCAAUUUGCCACUGCCAGCACAUGGGAUGUAAUCGACAAAUUUAAGGAAACGGACUUGGUCGAAGAACAGAACGCUACCCAUCUUACAAUACUGACCAGCAUCUCGGCAGAGCUUCGACUGAGAACAUACAUUGUCAAUGGAGGGCAAAACGACACUCUGUCACCUCUCACCGAAAUUGAAUAUCAACCAAAAGUGCGAAUGAUAUCUUACAACACCUUGAGGUCUGUAUUCCACAUUCCGGACAAUAAAGUCCUCUUCAGGUACUACUGCAGGGCUAUACCCCUGAAAAGGUGUAUGCCAGAUAUCAUCAACAAGACUUUGCCGCUGGAACCAAUAAAGAUAUUCAAAACAGCCAUCUAUGAUGACUCAAAUGAAUGUAUGGGACGGAUAGCUGGAAACCUACUCUUGUCAGAUAAAAGCUUGCAAUACUGGGAGGCAGCAUUAAGAGAAGCAGAAAGUGAGGUCAAACGGUCAGAAAUACUUGAAGAAUUAGGGACAUAUUGGGCAUCUCAUGAUGAUAUUGCAAAGGGAAGAACCUAUUUUGAACAAUCACUGAUGAUCCGUAGGAAUAUCUAUGGAGAGAAGACAGCACAUCCGGAUAUUGUAUUGUCACUACUCAACAUAGGAACCUCUUUCAGUAGACUCGGCGAUCAGAAGAAAGCCAUUGGUUACUUCCAACAAUCGCUAACUAUGACUGAAAUGUUGUAUGGGGACUGCGCAGCACAUCCAAACAUUACAAAGACACUUUGUUUCCUUGGAUAUUCCUGGAGCAAACUCGGUGACCAGAAUAAAGCAAUAAACUUCUACGAAAAAGCAGUAACAAUAAUGAGAAACAUCUAUGGAGACAACACCGCACAUCCGGACAUUGCCGCUUCACUGCUUGGUUUGGGAGAGUGUUGGGGAGAACUUGGUGAUCAGACGAAAGCAAUUAGCUACUGCGAACAGUCAAUCACAAUGAGGAAAACUAUCUACGGAGACAACACCGCACAUCCGGGCAUUAUCGGGGCGCUUUGUAGCCUUGGCCUGUCUUGGAGUAAACUCGGCGACCAAAACAAGGCAAUACGCUUCCACCAACAGGCACUAACGGUAGGGAAAACCAUCUAUGGAGACAAGACGACACAUCCGUAUAUUUUUGUGACACUUGGUGGCCUUGGAUUGUGUUGGCAUGAACUCGGCGAUGACAAGAAAGCAAUCAGUUACUACGAGCAGUCCCUUGCGAUGGAGAAGACCAUCUACGGUGACAACAAGGUACAUCCAAGCAUUGCAGUGUCGCUUAUCAACUUGGGAUAUUCUUGGAGUAGUCUUGGUGAUGAAAAGAAAGCAAUCAACUACUUCGAACAGUCGGUUGCGAUGGUGAAAUCUAUCUAUGGCGAAAUCACCGUACAUCCAAACAUUGCCAGGUCACUUCACGGACUGGGCUCAUGUUGGAGUAAACUCGGUGAAGAAAGAAAAGCAAUUGAGUACUAUCAUCAGUCAUUAACAAUGGAAAAAUCUAUCUACAGCGACGAAACUGCACAUCCAAGUAUUGCCGCAUCACUUCGAAAUCUGGGAGCAUCUUACAGUAGACUCGGUGAUCAAAACAAAGCUAUCAAAUGCUUUGAGCAGUCAUUAAAGAUGACAAAGAUUAUCUAUGGAGACAACACGGCACAUCCUGAUGUUGCCGCGUUACUUACCAACUUAGGAUUAUGCUGUCGUCAACUUGGAGACCAGAGGAAAGCAAUAUACUAUCACGAACGUGCGUUAACUAUGUUAAGAAUUAUCCACGAAGACCACGCGGCACAUCCUAACAUUGCCGGCGCGCUCAACAAUAUAGGUAUGUCUUGGAGUGAACUUGGCGACGACAAGAAGGCAGUUAGCUACUACGAACAAUCACUUACGAUGAGGAAGUUUGCCUACGGGGACAUGCAUCCUGAUACUGCUGAGUCUUUGAACAAUUUGGGAGCAUCUUGGAAGAAACUAGGUGAUCAGAAAAAAGCAAUUAGGCACCACGAACAGUCACUACAAAUAGGAAAAGCUAUUUAUGGAGACAACACAGCGCAUCCUAAGAUUGCCAGAUCACUCAACAACCUUGGAUCAUGUUGGAAUAAACUCGGUGAUCACCAAAAAGCAAUUAUCUAUUUCGAACAAUCACUUAAGAUGCAGAGAGCUAUCCACGGAGAAAACAUAGCCCAUCCAGACAUUGCCACAUUACUUUAUAACACCGGAUCAUCUUGGCGGAUACUUGGCCAUCCUAAGAAAGCAAUAAGCUACUUGGAACAGUCACUAAUGAUGUUACGAACUAUCUAUGGAGACAACACCGCACAUCUGGACAUUGCGUCGUCACUUAGGAAUUUGGGAGUCUGUUGGUGGAAAUGCAAUGAUCAGAGGAAAGCCGUUAGCUACUACGAACAGUCACUAGAGAUGAGAAAAACUAUGUAUGGUCACAACACGGCACAUCCAGACAUUGCCACGUCACUCAACAACUUAGGGUUAUCUUAUAGUAAACUCGGGGAUGAGACGAAAGCAAUAAGCUUCUACGAACAGUCACUGAGGAUGCUAAAAACUGUCCAUGGUGAAAACAAGGCACAUCCAGACAUUAUUAAAGCCUUACGUUGUCUUGCAUCGUGUUGGAGUAAACUUGGUGAUCAAAGGAAAGCAAGUAGAUAUUACGAGGAGCUGUUGAUACUUCUGGGAACUGUUAAUAUAUAGGAAAAGACACACGCAGAGAUUCAAUUGCCAGGUUACCAAAUUGUAUCAAUAUAGAGUGAACUGGACGGUUUCAUCCUCCUACGCAGGAACAUCCAACAGCGAAACC